AUGGCUGCCACAUGGUACAGAAAGUCUUCUCAAUUUAAAAAGUUUUGUUUGUUUCUUUUGAAACCUGAUAAGACUUAUCCUCUCUCUUCGAACUACAUUGGAAAGGUUUCUUUUUGCUCUGCUGCAAAACCGUACGCUUUCCAUCCCAGAACGAGAACUUUAGAAAGUAAAGAACAAGCGCUGUACCUGACCARGACCAUCGUCAACGGAGAACUACCUAGUCGUUUACAAAAUAUAACCAUAGASCAUGAUUUACAGCAGGAAAUAAUGGACAGUUACAGACAGAAUAUCAUACAGACUCGUCUUUUUAAUUAUGAUGGAGAAAGAUCCACCAAAACGACGUGUGCUCUUCCAUUGAUGAUGAACAUGCUGAAGGCUGUUUGGAGCAGGUCAGCAAGAUUCACUGGUCUUUAUGACAUGUCAUUGUCAUACAAACCCCAGGUCACUGCUGUAUGGAAGCGCCAUGAUGACCUUGUCCAAGUCUCAGGAAACAUAGGGUUUUUAAUUUCAUCAAAAAAGCCCUUAMCUAACUUUGUAACAAUUAAUGAGGUGCAAAAUACAGAACAUSAGAACUUGAACAAUCUUGAUUUUAUUGCACCAGUAUUUGAUCUUCAGCAAGUAGCAUCUAAUGCAAGGACAGAUACAGGAUUUUUACCAGGAUCACCAUAUCCACAUGCACAUACUUUGGUUAUAGUGAACACAGAGAAACACUGGUCACUUGAAGAUAGAUGUGCUCAAGGUAUUAUGUUUACAUUUGGAAGGCUGCUUGCUCAAGCAACAAACUUGAAUGGCUACAAAAUUGGUGAAGUYUUGAAGAAGCCUUUGUCAGCUCAGUGUAUUGUGUCUGAUGGGUUUAGGCUUACCUUCAUUGGUGUUCAACUCAAUACAUUAGAGUUUGAUACUGAUCAGGGAAUAAAAAAUAUUUCGUGGGUGUUACCAGGAAUUCAAAUGUAUAAUAAGGUUUCAUACAAUGAGGAAGACGCUAAGUGUGAAGUAGACGCUUUCAAUGAGGACUGUUUUGAAGUAUUCACAAAGAUGAUCAUCAGUGGAUUAGYUCAAUAAUUUUUUUUCUUCUCUUUGAAUACAUGUGUUCUGGUUAUAAAUUUGUAUUUUUUUUC
Molecule: messenger RNA, 1118 nt
Organism: Exaiptasia diaphana
Lineage: Eukaryota; Metazoa; Cnidaria; Anthozoa; Actiniaria; Aiptasiidae
Product: 39S ribosomal protein L37, mitochondrial
Exons: 3
Coding region: 1-1062 (353 amino acids)
Biological process (GO): translation
Cellular component (GO): ribosome; mitochondrion
Molecular function (GO): structural constituent of ribosome
Source: RefSeq, a predicted model, not a curated record